Molecule: messenger RNA, 2229 nt
Organism: Leptosia nina
Lineage: Eukaryota; Metazoa; Arthropoda; Insecta; Lepidoptera; Pieridae
Source: the annotation of a GenBank genome assembly
AUGAAGGCGAAACUUAAAACUAAAUUGCUGAAAGAGAAUGAUUUCGUACCUCCUGAUGGCGGGUGGGGCUGGAUGAUAAUAUUUGCAGCAGGAUUUUCUAAUCUAUCAGCUCUACCAGUGCUACAGCAGUUCGGACUACUUUUCCGCGACAAGUUUGCUCAGCUAGGCAUCAGCAGUGCAGAAACGACUACCAUCAUCAACAUGAACUCAGCCCUGACGUCUUGCGUCGGAUUAGCCAAUGGCCCCGUCUUUAAGACUUUCACAUACCGAAAAGUCUCUCUCACAGGAGCAAUUUUCGUUUUCACUGCGCUUCUGCUAACUACAUUCUCCUAUAAUUUUACUUCAUAUUUGAUCAGUUUCUCUAUAUUAUACGGUGCAGGAUAUGGCAUCAGCAGCUCUGCCAACGCUCUCGCGCUAAACACAUAUUGGAAAAACAGAAGAAGACUGGCAACAGGGUUAUCAUGGACUACGACGGGUCUCGGUCCAAUGUUGUGGCCACAUAUAAUAACAGCAUUAUUCUCUAGUUUUGGUGAAACGGGCACUCUUCUCAUAUUAUGUGGAUUUUCAUUACACGCUAUCGCUUGUGCUCUUCUGUUGCAACCAGUAGAAUGGCAUGCAAAAUCGCGUAAUUCUAAUCAACAGGAUGAAGAAAAUGUCUUGACAUCAAAACAAGCUAAUACCCAAGUCGCAGAACAAAAUAAAAAAGGAGAAAGUGGUUACUUCAGUCAAGUAUCUAAAAUAAAAAAUCUUAGUGUUUUUUCUAGUCAAUAUCUGUAUAACGAGGACGAUCCUAUAAACACUGGUUACGAGAUAACAGACCCUGGUGUUCCUAUGAUGACCCGUGCAAAUGAUGGUUAUUUCAGUCAGUCCAGGCAAUCAAAGAGUAGACUAUCGUCCAGAGAUGCGUCUGCUAAAGCGUCACUUUUGAAUUCCAAAAAGCCAUCGAUGUCCAACUUAUUAGAGAAUAGAUCAAGAAAAUCCUCAACAUUCUAUUUAAAUGAAUCUAAGAAAAACUCUUACGCAAAUCUGGGUGCUCUAGCUCCUGAAGCAAAACCAGUAACGAAAACAAAACGUCAAACCUCUGUAACAGUAAAUAUACAAAUUCCUGAAUCAGAAAUAGAAGAUUGUCCUACUUUGAAAGCUCCGCAGGACUUAAAGGCGGAAGAAAAAGCAGUCGUAGAAAAUAUUGACCCAGAAAAGGCAAAACACAUUGCAGACAGAGCUGAAAAACACUAUGUUGGGACAAGAAGUAUAAAAUCUUUUAAAAUGGAUGGACAAUACGGGGAAAAUUAUACUAAGAAUAAUCAUAGCAACAUUUCAUUUAAAAACCAAGAAGACAACGAAGACAAGAAGUAUUUAAAAGACAAUCAUAGCAACCAGUCCAAUAAAACUAAAGCCAGACGAAAGUCUAAUAAUUUUAAUUAUGAGAGUGAAGUAUUAAAGCAAGCUUCUUUAAAGUUAGAACAGUACCUGAAAGAUAAAGAAGAGGAAGAUGAAACUGAAAAAUUUAUGCUUUUAAUGAAAAGUCAACAAAAUGGCGAAGAAGCAAAAAAAGAGGACGUCGAUGAUGAUGAUGAUGAUGAAAUAGAUGAACUGACGUUUAGUCAAAAACUGUCGUUGUUUUUUGAUCUAGACCUAUUAAAAGAUUUCACGUUUAUCAAUUUGAUGCUGGGAAUAACCCUUGCGAAUUUUAACGAACUUAAUUUUUCUAUACUUACUCCUUUUAUAUUAGGAGACUAUGGUUUGACUAAACCCCAGAUCGCCUUGUUUAUGUCAUUGCUCGCUGGAAUAGAUAUUUGCGUUAGAUUCUGUGUCCCAUUUGUCGCUGGUAAAAUUGGUUGGGAUAAUAAUUCAUUCUUUUUAUUCGGAGUCAUGUCUAUGGCAAUGGGAAGAAUUGUGUUAGCUUAUUGUCAAGACUAUGAAGUAGUGCUUCUGGUAGCUGUAAUAGUUGGUUUUGGCAAAGGUUUAAGAACAGUAUUUAUGGCGCUAGUUAUACCCACUCAUGUACCUCUGCACAAGCUACCUGGUGCUACAGGCAUACAAUUACUGACAGCUGGAAUAGUAUAUCUAAUUUUAGGUCCUGUAGUAGGUUGGAUCAAAGACAAUACGACAACAGCAGUGACUCUGCACUGUCUCAACAUAUUUACUUGGCUCACAGCCAUCUCGUGGGGCUUAGAGAAAUAUUUCACAAUGCGCAAACAAAGUGACGGCGAAUUUGUUAAGUCAUGA